AUGGCGACCACCAAAAUCCUCUCUCUCUACCACGUCUUCCUCCUCUCUCUCGUCGCCGCCGCCUGCUCCUUCUCCCCAGCCGACCACUUCCUCAUCAAUUGCGGCUCCAGCGCCGCCGAGACCCUGGACGCCGACCACCGAAUCUUCACAGGCGACGACCCCCGCUUCCUCGCGUCGACUCAAACGCUCCAGCUCGAGAGCUCCGAUCAGCCCUCGCCGCUCUACCGCACCGCUCGAGCCUUCACUCACCCCGCGCAUUACGUGUUCCCCAUCAGAGAUCGCGGCGUUCAUCACCUGAUACGCCUCCAUUUCCACCCGAUCCGAGAUAACCUCUGUGACCUGAACAAAGCUGAAUUCCACGUCGUCGCGAACGGAUUCCUGUUGCUGCGAAACUUCCGCCCCUCGAACGCCUUCAAUUCCGCGGUAAUCAAGGAAUUCGCGAUCCCGGUCGACUCCGGCGAGUUGAAAAUCACGUUUCUGCCCUCCGAGAAAUCCGGAUUCGCGUUCGUGAGCGCGAUAGAGGUGAUCACCGCCCCGAUUGACCUAAUUGCUGACGUGGCGCAGCUCGUUGAUUCCGAGAAAAACGAGAGGAUCUAUGGAUUGUUGAGAAACGGUUUCGAGACCGUGCAUAGGGUGAAUGUUGGGGGAUUCAAAGUGACGCCGUUUAACGAUUCUCUGUGGAGGACAUGGAUCACAGAUGAUGAGUUCUUCAAAUCGAGCGAGGGUUCCGAAACGGUUCAUUUUGGGGGCAGAAUCAAGUACCGAAUGGGCGGUUUGACCCGGGAAGUCGGUCCGGAUAAUGUUUACAACACGGCGAGGGUGAUUCGGAGCAAGGAUAGCUCGAUUCCAAACGUGAAUUUGACAUGGUCGUUUGAAAUUGAGAAGGGUUAUAGUCACAUGGUGCGUAUGCAUUUUUGUGAUAUAGCAAGUGUUUCAACACACAUGCUGUAUUUCAAUGUGUAUGUGAAUGGGAACCUAGCAUACGAGAAUCUGGAUUUGUCGGUAAUCACCAAUGCGCUCUUGGCCUCGCCGUUCUACGCUGAUUUCGUGGUGGACGGGGGGAGCUCGGGGAGCUUGGCCGUGAGCGUGGGGCCAUCAAACAUGAGCUGGCCGCGGGCAGUUGAUGCCAUUCUCAACGGGAUUGAGAUAUGGAAGCUGAAUAACACGAUGGGGAGCUUUGAUGGAGAGGUGUGCGUGGAUUCUGUGUGGAGGAGCUGGAGGAAAGGGCAUACUAGCUUUGUGCUUCCAUCGAUUGCUGUAAUAUUCUUGUUGCUAUCUGCAUCGGUGUUUCUGCAGAGGAGAAGGAACGCCUCUGCUUCGAUGGGAUGGGCUCGUUUGCCCAUUGAUGUUUCUGAAUCUAACUUGAAGGCUGGCAAUCAGUUGUCAUCUAUCAAGUAA
Salvia miltiorrhiza (redroot sage) is the source of this 1398-nucleotide messenger RNA. RefSeq names its product probable receptor-like protein kinase At5g24010. Gene Ontology annotation, molecular function: protein kinase activity. The record is from RefSeq and is a predicted model, not a curated record. The transcript has a single exon. NCBI's taxonomy places the organism in Eukaryota, Viridiplantae, Streptophyta, Magnoliopsida, Lamiales, Lamiaceae. Bases 1 to 1398 code for a protein of 465 amino acids.